AUGGUUGGAUAUAUAUAUCAGCGCCCAGAGGAUCAGUGGACUCACAAUUUAGUUCAAGCUAGUGGUGACACAGUCAUGUAUCAAGAUAUUCGAGCAUCCUCUCAUCUUUCUGAAAUGCAACCACGAAAUGGCCAGGCAAGAGUCUCUAAUGCCUUCCAGUACUCCCUCACUAGAGUGGUGGUCAGUUUAGGGCUUGAAGAACUGACUGCCUAUCUGAAUAGAUAG
Molecule: messenger RNA, 225 nt
Organism: Nezara viridula (southern green stink bug)
Lineage: Eukaryota; Metazoa; Arthropoda; Insecta; Hemiptera; Pentatomidae
Source: the annotation of a GenBank genome assembly